Drosophila persimilis is the source of this 1267-nucleotide messenger RNA. RefSeq lists its product as uncharacterized. Gene Ontology annotation, molecular function: protein binding. The transcript is spliced from 3 exons. The record is from RefSeq and is a predicted model, not a curated record. Bases 816 to 1058 code for a protein of 80 amino acids. Lineage: Eukaryota; Metazoa; Arthropoda; Insecta; Diptera; Drosophilidae.
AAACGGCAGACGACAGCCAUCAGAGCCAGAUACAGAUAGCCAGCCAGCCAGCCAGUCGGACAGUCAUUGAUUGAUUGAUUGCUGGACCCCAGCGCAAGCCCAAAACCCAAACCCAAACCAAACUCAAACUCGAAACUGAAAUUGAAAAUCGAAUCGCUGUGCAGCCAGCAGUAUCCGUAUCUGUAUCUGUAUCUGUAUCUAACAGCGGACGGACCACAACCAACCCAUCCCAUCCCAUCACAUCCCAUCCUAUCGCAGCAUCCAACGUCCAGUCGCAGUCGUCAAGCCAUCAAUCAGUCAUUUAGUCAGUUUGUCAAUCGACCACUCGGACGCUGGACGCUGGCUGGAGGAUAUCUUUGCGCGGCGCUUUAGUUUCAGUUCGCAUUUGGACGCGUGCUGGUGCGGCAUCGCCGAGACAGAGAGUCGAGUCGAAUCGAAUCAAAUCGUAUUGGAUUGAAUCAGAAUCACAACCCAGAAGCAGAAGCAGAAGCACACACGGAAUCAGAAUCAGAAUCGUCCGCGAUUAAACAUUUAUAUACGUAACAACAAAAACAGACACACACAAACACACGUGUCUGAAGUUCAGUGACAAGCCCCAACUCGGGAAUAUAUAUUUUAUAGAAUAUAUUGAAUCAUUUCGGUUGACUUUUAAUCAACUCAACGGCAGCCACGGCAUAUUCAAUUCGUCUAACCCCCAAAGUUCACACGCAGCAAAAAACUAUUGUGCAAAGUGCGUUUAAAGCAGCUAAAGUGCGGAAGUGAAGAUCCUAAAAUACCUGCGGCAAUUAAUCGGAAGUCAACAAAUAUUUAACAAUAUGAAGCUGUUUGCAGUAUUUUUGGCAUUGGCGCUGUAUGCCCUGACAGUGGUCCAGGGCCUCAGCCUUCCCGAUCCCAAUGUGAAGUGUGCCAUGGAUUGUGAUACGCAGGAGUAUGCAGCCAUUUGUGCAGCGGAUGACAAGGGUACCACCAGGACCUAUCGCAAUCUGUGUGUAAUGAAGACGGAGAAUUGCCUGCAGAAUGCAAGCUUCCAAAAGAUCAGCGACAAGGAGUGUCCGUAGAGCGAUCUAUAGUCCAGCAGGAAGAACUUAAUCAUGAGGAUGCUGGAGGGGUCUUCUUUCUGGCGUGGUAUUUGUGUGUGAUAUUUUUAAGUUGUACUUCAGCGGAAUACAGAACACGCCCCCGAAUGUAAUGCAGAACUAUACCGUAUUCUAUAAUUAUUACGUAUAAUUUUAAAUAUUAAAUAAAGUAAUCUAAAUACGCACCUUAA